AUGGGAAACAUGCCUGCCAAUGCUGCAGUUGAUGCCCCAGGCUCGGAGACCCCAAUAUCUGAGCCCGGGGAUGAUCGCGACAGACAAAUCACCAAUCUUGCACAAUCCCUCUCAAGAAUCUCACAACAGAGCAGUGUUAAUACCAGUCAAGCUGUAGAGGGUGUCAACGCCUUCCUCGACUCCAGUGACCCUGAGCUAGAUCCCAAAAGUGACCAGUUUAAGUCGCGCAAAUGGGUGAAGAACAUCAUCCAGAUGACGUCUCGCGAUCCAGACCGGUACCCGCGUCGUACAACAGGAGUCUCCUUCCGUAACCUCAACGUAUUCGGAUACGGCACUGCGGCUGACUAUCAGACGGACUUUGCCAACUUCUGGCUCAAAGGCGCAGGGCGGUUCCGCAGCCUCCUUGGCUUGCAGAAGAAAGUACGCAUUGAAAUCCUGCGGGAUUUCGAAGGCAUGGUUCAUAGUGGUGAGAUGAUAGUUGUGCUGGGUCGCCCGGGAAGCGGAUGCUCUACCUUCCUUAAAACUAUCGCUGGAGAGACGCAUGGCCUCUACCUCGACAAGGAUAAAGGGUCCGAGGUUCAAUAUGAAGGCUUGUCCUGGGACGACAUGCACAGCCGUUUCCGCGGCGAGGUUAUCUACCAAGCUGAAACAGAAACUCAUUUCCCCCAGCUAACCGUCGGCGAUACACUGCUGUUUGCUGCUCACGCUCGAGCACCGAGCAACCGACUUCCCGGUGUCACACGCGACCAGUAUGCGAUUCAUAUGCGCGAUGUGGUAGUGACGAUGCUUGGCUUGACCCAUACUGUGAAUACCAAGGUGGGCAAUGAGUUCAUUCGAGGUAUAUCCGGUGGGGAACGAAAGCGGGUCAGUAUCGCCGAAACCAUUCUGUGUCGAUGUCCUUUGCAGUGUUGGGACAACAGCACUCGUGGACUUGAUAGCUCCACUGCGCUAGAAUUUGUCAAGAACAUCCGCCUGUCCACUGACUAUAGUGGAUCCACCGCCUUGGUCGCAAUCUAUCAAGCGAGUCAGUCCAUCUACGACCUGUUUGACAAGGCACUUGUUCUCUAUGAAGGCCGUCAGAUCUAUUUCGGUAGCGCGCCCAAUGCACGACUCUUCUUCAUCAAGAUGGGAUUCCACUGCCCAGAGAGGCAAACCACAGCGGACUUCCUUACUUCUCUCACCAGCCCUUCGGAACGCCUGGUUCGCCCCGGAUUUGAAGAGUCCGUUCCUCGCACCCCCGAUGAGUUCGCAGCCCGCUGGAAGGAAAGCCCCGAGCGUAAGCAACUUCUAGCGGAGAUUGCAGCAAACACCGCCGAAAAUACCACCGGAGAAACAAAAUUUGACCAGUUCAGUCGCUCCCGCGCAGCUGACAAACCCUGGUUCACUCGCGCAGCCUCCCCAUACACACUCUCGUUCCUGAUGCAAACCCGCCUGUGUCUUUGGCGAGGGUGGUUGCGGCUCAAGGCAGACUUGGCUAUGACACUUGCCACGCUCAUUGGAAAUGUAGGCAUGUCUUUGAUUAUUUCCAGUCUCUUCUACGACACACCGAACAACACCGACAGCUUCUACAAGCGUGGAUGCCUACUUUUCUUUGCCAUAAUGAUCAGUGGGUUCUCCAGCUCCCUGGAAAUCAUGAUCAUGUGGCAGCAACGGCCGAUUGUGGAAAAGCAUCGCAAGUACGCACUAUAUCAUCCCUCGGCGGAAGCUAUUAGUGCAUACAUUGUGGAACUUCCAUCGAAGAUCUUGCUCGCAGUUGUCUUCAAUUUGAUCAUCUAUUUUCUACCCCAUCUUCGACGCACUCCGGGCCAUUUCUUCAUUUUUUUCCUCUUUUCGGCAAUGACGACCCUUGUGAUGUCCAAUAUCUUCCGGUUUAUCGGCGCAAUCUCUCGGUCUGUGGCCCAGGCCAUGCCUCCUGCUUCGGUCUUCAUGCUUAUCCUGGUCAUUUACACCGGGUUUACCAUUCCAGUCCGAGAUAUGCACCCUUGGUUCCGAUGGCUCAACUAUGUGAACCCGAUUGCUUACGCCUUUGAGGCUCUGAUGAUCAAUGAGUUCGGCGGACGAUCCUUCCCUUGUUCGAACUUUGUGCCGGGUGGCGUGGAAAUUUAUAAGGACGUACCUCUCAGCUCCAAAAUCUGUUCCCAGAAAGGUGCUGUUGCAGGUCAAGAUUUCAUCAAUGGAGAGACAUACAUCAACACAGCUUACCGAUACUAUAGCCCACAUCUGUGGCGAAAUUUCGGAAUUCUCUGCGCUUUCUUCGUCGCCUUUUUUGGGCUGUACAUCUUCUGCAGCGAGUUAAUCCGAGCUAAACCAUCCAAGGGUGAGGUUCUAGUGUUCCCACGUGGCAAGAUGCCUGCUUGUGCCAAGAACACUCGAAAAGACGAUCCAGAGGAGAUUGUUGCAUCAGAGAAAGGUGCAGUUGCUAGUGAACCUCAGGACACAACUGCAGCAAUUGUUCGCCAGACUUCGGUUUUCCACUGGGAGAACGUGUCUUAUAAGAUCAAGAUCAAAGGGACUCAUCGAUUAAUCUUGGACAGGGUAGAUGGCUGGGUCAAGCCCGGCACUUUAACGGCCUUGAUGGGUGUCACUGGUGCAGGAAAAACAACCUUGCUCGAUGUGUUGGCUGAUCGUGCCACUAUUGGCAUCGUCACCGGUGAGAUGCUUAUUGAUGGCCGGCUACGCGACGAUUCUUUCCAGCGGAAGACGGGUUACGUGCAGCAACAGGAUCUACAUCUGGAGACUAGCACAGUUCGUGAAGCUCUGGUUUUCAGCGCUCUUCUACGCCAGCCUGCCAACAUUUCGCGCCAGGAAAAAAUUGCAUACGUUGAAGAGGUCAUUCAUAUGCUUGGCAUGGAAGAAUACGCAGAUGCCGUGGUAGGCGUUGUUGGUGAGGGCCUCAAUGUGGAGCAGCGCAAGCGAUUGACUAUCGGUGUGGAAUUAGCAGCCAAGCCAGAUUUGCUGCUGUUCUUUGAUGAACCCACUUCGGGUCUGGAUAGUCAAACCGCUUGGUCAAUCUGUACCCUGAUGCGUAACUUGGCCAACCACGGUCAAGCUGUACUGUGUACCAUUCACCAACCUUCGGCAAUGCUGAUGCAGCAGUUCGACCGCCUAUUGUUUCUUGCUAAAGGAGGACGCACUGUUUACUUUGGGGACCUCGGCCCAAACAUGGAAACGUUGAUCAAAUACUUUGAAAGCAAAGGGUCGCCCAAGUGUCCACCAAACGCAAACCCGGCCGAAUGGAUGCUGGAUGUCAUUGGUGCUGCGCCGGGAUCCCAUGCAGAUAGAGAUUGGGCUGAACAAUGGACCAACAGUCCCGAGUGCGCAGAAGUUCACACAACGUUGGCUGGAAUGAAACAAGAUUUGUCUAAAAGCGCCGUACCCCUGCAGCCUGCAGGGUUUGGUGAAUUCGCUAUGCCAAUCUGGCAUCAGUUCCUCAUUUGUACUCAACGUACUUUUCAGCAAUACUGGAGAUCUCCGUCAUAUCUGUACGCCAAGGUUCUCACCUGUACUGCUCCGCCACUGUUCCUCGGAUUUACCUUCUGGCACAUGCCUACCAGCCUUCAAGGGCUGCAGAAUCAAAUGUUUGCAAUAUUCAUGCUCCUCGUCAUCUUCCCGGGUCUAGUCCAGCAGAUGAUGCCAUCCUUUGUCACGCAGCGUGCUUUGUAUGAGGUACGCGAACGGCCUUCGAAGGCUUACUCGUGGAAGGCAUUCAUGAUGGCCAGUAUCCUCGUGGAGCUGACAUGGAGCAUCGUGAUGUCGGUGCCAAUAUUUUUCUGCUGGUAUUACCCAAUCGGGUUUUAUCGCAAUGCAGAGCCCACAAACGCCGUCAUCGAACGAAGCGGCAUCAUGUACUUACUCGUCUUACAGUUCAUGAUGUUCACGUCGACUUUUAGCUCAAUGAUAAUUGCGGGAAUUGAAGAGCCCGACACUGGCAGCAACAUUGCCCAGUUCAUGUUCUCGCUUUGCUUGGUCUUUAACGGCGUACUCGCAAAUUCUUCCGACAUGCCUCACUUCUGGAUCUUCAUGAAUCGGGUCUCACCAUUUACCUACUUUGUGUCCUCCGUGCUCUCCACAGGUCUGACUGGGACUUCGGUGAAAUGUUCUAGUAUUGAGUGGCUCACCGUCUCACCUCCAGAAGGGCAGAGUUGCGGCAGUUAUCUGGACCCUUACAUCAAAGCUGUGAACGGCACAAUGCUGAAUCCUGAAGCGUUGGUGGAUUGCAAGAUCUGCCCAAUGUCGAGAACGGACCAGUUCCUCAAAAGUCUCAACAUGUCGUACUCGGAUGUUGGGCGCAAUAUCGGGUUGCUGUUCGCCUAUGUGGGGUUCAACAUUGUCGCCGCACUCUUCCUGUAUUGGCUUUGCCGCGUCCCUAAGCAUUUGUGGCGCAAGUCAAACCAGGCCUGA
This is a messenger RNA of Penicillium digitatum Pd1, 4401 nucleotides long. Its product is annotated as pleiotropic drug resistance family ABC transporter. The record is from RefSeq and is a predicted model, not a curated record. Gene Ontology annotation, cellular component: membrane. Gene Ontology annotation, molecular function: ATP binding; ABC-type transporter activity; ATP hydrolysis activity. NCBI's taxonomy places the organism in Eukaryota, Fungi, Ascomycota, Eurotiomycetes, Eurotiales, Aspergillaceae. Gene Ontology annotation, biological process: transmembrane transport.